This is a messenger RNA of Lagenorhynchus albirostris (white-beaked dolphin), 4175 nucleotides long. It is a transcript of the gene SLC36A4, whose product is annotated as solute carrier family 36 member 4. The transcript is spliced from 11 exons. The record is from RefSeq and is a predicted model, not a curated record. Gene Ontology annotation, cellular component: vacuolar membrane. Gene Ontology annotation, biological process: amino acid transmembrane transport; L-alanine transport. Bases 111 to 1622 code for a protein of 503 amino acids. NCBI's taxonomy places the organism in Eukaryota, Metazoa, Chordata, Mammalia, Artiodactyla, Delphinidae. Gene Ontology annotation, molecular function: L-alanine transmembrane transporter activity; L-proline transmembrane transporter activity.
GGUGCGGUGCGCCGGGCCGGGCGCGGUUCCCGCUCAGCCGGGAAGGCCUUAGCCACGCAGCGGCAGGAGCGCGCGUCCCGGGGCGGCGGCGUCCUGGAGACUCCCGAGAGAUGGAAGCUGCGGCGCCGGCGGCGGCCGAGGCGGCUGGGCACGAAGAGCUCGAUAUGGAUAUAAUGAGACCCUUAAUAAAUGAGCAAAACUUUGAUGGGACAUCAGAUGAAGAACACGAGCAAGAGCUCCUGCCUGUUCAGAAGCGUUACCAGCUUGAUGGUCAAGAGGGUAUUUCAUUUGUACAAACUCUUAUGCAUCUUCUUAAGGGAAAUAUUGGAACUGGUCUUUUAGGACUUCCACUGGCAAUAAAAAAUGCAGGCAUAGUGCUUGGACCAAUCAGCCUUGUGUUUAUAGGAAUUAUUUCUGUUCACUGUAUGCACAUUUUGGUACGUUGCAGUCACUUUCUAUGUCAGAGGUUUAAAAGGUCAACAUUAGGGUAUAGUGACACUGUGAGUUUUGCUAUGGAAGUAAGUCCUUGGAGUUGUCUGCAGAAGCAAGCAGCAUGGGGACGGAGUGUGGUUGAUUUUUUUCUGGUGAUAACACAGCUGGGAUUCUGUAGUGUUUAUAUUGUCUUCUUAGCUGAAAAUGUGAAACAAGUUCAUGAAGGGUUCCUGGAGAGUAAAGUGUUUGUUUUGAAUAGUACCAAUUCAUCAGAUCCAUGUGAGAGAAGAACUGUUGACCUAAGGAUAUAUAUGCUUUGCUUUCUUCCAUUUCUGAUUCUUCUGGUCUUCAUUCGUGAGCUCAAGAAUCUAUUUGUGCUUUCAUUCCUUGCCAACGUUUCCAUGGCUGUGAGUCUUGUGAUAAUUUAUCAGUACAUUGUUAGGAAUAUGCCAGAUCCCCACAACCUUCCAGUAGUGGCUGGCUGGAAAAAAUACCCUCUCUUUUUUGGUACUGCUGUAUUUGCUUUUGAAGGCAUAGGAGUGGUCCUUCCACUGGAAAACCAAAUGAAAGAAUCAAAACGCUUCACCCAAGCAUUGAAUAUUGGCAUGGGAAUUGUUACAACUCUGUAUGUAACAUUAGCUACCUUAGGAUAUAUGUGUUUCCACGAUGAAAUCAAAGGCAGCAUAACUUUAAAUCUUCCCCAAGAUGUGUGGUUAUAUCAAUCAGUGAAAAUUCUCUAUUCCUUCGGCAUCUUUGUGACAUAUUCAAUUCAGUUCUAUGUUCCAGCAGAGAUAAUUAUCCCUGUGAUCACAUCCAAAUUUCAUGCUAAAUGGAAGCAAAUCUGUGAAUUUGCUAUAAGGUCCUUCUUGGUUACUAUUACUUGUGCUGGAGCGAUUCUGAUUCCUCGUUUAGACAUUGUGAUUUCCUUCGUCGGAGCUGUGAGCAGCAGCACAUUGGCCUUGAUCCUGCCGCCUCUGGUUGAAAUUCUUACAUUUUCUAAGGAGCACUACAGUAUAUGGAUGAUCCUGAAAAAUAUUUCUAUCGCGUUCACUGGAGUUGUUGGUUUCUUGUUAGGUGCAUAUGUGACUGUUGAAGAAAUUAUUUAUCCUACUGUCAAAGUUUUCACUGGCACUCCACAAAGUUCCUCUUUAAAUUUGAAUUCGACAUGCAUUACAUCUGGUUUGAAAUAGUAGAAGCAGACUUAUGAGCCUCAAGUCUGAAAAUGAUGAAAAUAAGAACAUUGGAACACAUUGCCAUACACUUAAAAACCGUUUUCUUUCGGCACAACAUUGAUAUUUUGGCAAUAAAUUAUAAUUCUUUACCAAUACUGAUAAACUACGACAGACUUGUGGUUUUACGUAUUAGCAGCAAUUUCAAAAAUUUUAGUUCUGAAAAUUGAAAAAAUUAAAAUGUUAAAAAAAUUAAAGAAUGAAAAUGCUUCUGUUAUUCUUCUCUCAAUCAAAUACUUUAACCAGGAUUCUCUCUUUUACCUCCAUGCUACUCUGUUGCCACCCAGUUGAGGAGAGAACAGGGUUUCAACAAUAAGAGAACAAAAGAAGUAUAGGUGACUAAAAUCUGACCAUCCCAAUGAAUUUUAAAGUAUACUUUGUAUAUAAUGUAGAAAUAUCUCGAUUAUGUUUUUAUCAGAGAGCCAAAUACUUACGUUUUCCCCGUGGAAGUUUAGAAAACUCUCAUUAGCCAUAAUGUAAGAAUCAGAAAAUCCCCCAAACCAGAAUUAUUUUUACACUAUUCUUUAAUGGUAGCUGAUCUUCAUACUGAAAACCAAAAGGCACUGUGCAAGAUUCUGACUUAGUGUUUCAACCAAAUUUGAGAGACUUUAAAAGUUAUCCAAUACAUAUUCCCUUGUUUUUUUUACCUGAGGAAAUGAAUAGCCAGGAUGGUUAAGUAACUUGAUCAAGACCACUCAGCCUUGAGAUGAAGAGAACCUGAUCUUUUGAUUCCCAGUCCAGGAUUUUUUAUCUUUCACUUCACAUCCUAGAAAAAGAAUCAGUUAUGUUGUUUAACUUUAGUAUUAAGUCUGUUUAAUUAUAUUUCAGUAUUUUGUAAGUCAUGAUCUUUGACAAGUAUAUGUGACCUGAGCAGAAAGUCAGGGAACUCUAAAAAGCCUGCACUAUGGCCAUGUAAGCCUCAACAUGGGAAAGAAGCAAUGCUUUUUAAACAGAAUAGAAAUGCCUUGCUGGUUUAACUGCUGGAUGGUAGAAGGUGCCCAGCUGUCCUGUGUGUGGAUUCAGCUCUCCUUAUUGUUUCUUUCUUUCUAGGUUUGUAGGCACUAUCUUUCCUAAUGGCAAAAAAUAGAGAUCUGACACAAUACAGGACUUGUGUACUCUUUUCGGCCUCAUGGCUUUCCUUAUCAUAGCCUUCCAUUGAUCUGAAUGGGCAGAAUAAGAGAAAGAUUCAGGCCUAGGAAAAAAUCAAGACAAUAAUAAACUCUCUGCUAGAUACUGAGACACUCCAGACUUCUUCCAGAGAAAUACCUUUUAUUCCUCCAUAUUCUUCAAGCCCAGUUAUUAACCAAAACAAAGAAUCUCAGUGGGCAUGGAAUAUGAAAAUGGUUAAGUUUAAAACUAAGAAUCUUGAUAUAUUUUUUUUAAUUCAUACUUUAAAACUCAUCGAACUUUUUAGUCAGGUUGGUGAUACUCUAAUUUGUAAUACUGUAAGAUAUCACCAAGAUCACAGUAGUGUAUAUAUUCUGUAUUUUUAUAUGUAAAUGUUACCUCGAGUAUUUUUUUGCUUACAUCAUUGAGUCAUCAAGUAUAAUCCAAAGAUAUAUCAGAAGCUUUAUUUUGGUACAGAUUCUUAAGAAUCAAAACUUUUUAAAAAAUAUUUGCAUUGAGAAUCACCAAUAAUUGUGACACUUUUAUGUCAAAUCUGUUAUGUUGAACCUUUAGUCACGGGAGAAUGCGGAAGAAGUUAUAGGCAAAGUAAUUGUCAUUGAAACUAAUGUUAUAUAAUCUUGAAUCUAAGAGUAAAUUAGGUGUUUUUUAAUGUAUAACUUGGUAUAAUAUGACUUGAAGACUAUUAUUUAAUAGAAAGCACUAUUAGGUUUUUGUCAGCUGUCUUCAGAUAGUAUUUCUAGUCUAUGUGUGAUAUUUUAUUUUUAUACUUUCGCCUUUGUUUAUUUUCCUUAUGGAAUUUAUCACAUUUAAUGAAAUUUCAAAUAGCUGAUAAUAGUAAUAUAUAAAUUUUAAAUUCAAUGAACAAAUGUUGAGUACAUUAUCAACCAGGCUUCCUUAAGCAAUGAGUGCUGACUCGACAUACAGUACUCAAUUCACUAAAUUAUCAGUACUUUAAAUACAAGAGAAAAGUUGAAAUGCAGAAAGGAAGAGGGGCUAAGAAGGGAGAGAGCGGUUUUAAUUCUUAACAAGAAAUACUAUUUAGAUGUAUAAACGCACUCUUACUUAAGGAUUUUUAAUGAUGUGUUUUAUUUGCAAAAAAUCAAGCAGUAUUUUUCCUCUGAAAAUUUAGUUUUAAUGAGUCACAACAUUUUCUAAGAUGCUUGGAGAAGAUAUUUUGAUUAAACCAGCUGUUGAUUUUACUUUGGGACCUGGAAAAAUGAGAGUGAUUGCACCUGUCAAAUUUUGUAUCCAGUAUCUUUGGUCCAUUACAUUAUUGCUUAAAUGACUUCAGCAUUUCAUCUGCCACCACAGUAAAGCACCCUCUUCUCUGAAAGCUAAUCAGGUGCCUACGAGCCUUUUCUACUAGUGGAGUCGGGGGCGGGGGGG